Messenger RNA from Diprion similis, 2999 nucleotides. Its product is annotated as SURP and G-patch domain-containing protein 1-like. Gene Ontology annotation, molecular function: RNA binding. Gene Ontology annotation, biological process: RNA processing. Lineage: Eukaryota; Metazoa; Arthropoda; Insecta; Hymenoptera; Diprionidae. The transcript is spliced from 9 exons. Bases 24 to 2807 code for a protein of 927 amino acids. The record is from RefSeq and is a predicted model, not a curated record. Gene Ontology annotation, cellular component: nucleoplasm.
GAUGAUACCUAAACACAGUAAACAUGGCGUACCGCGGUGUGAAAGGAUCGGAUCCGUUUGUGUCGAAAACAUCGCGAAAUGAGAGGUUCGCCCAGAUGUCGAAACAGGAGCAGAUCAUACAGCAGAAGAAGCUUGAGAUCCAAGCGAAGAUGCAGGAGCAGAAAGCGAAACAGGCCGUCGAGAGUGUGAAGAAGUCGGCGUCCUCAGUCGCCUCCUCGACACCGUCUUCAACUGUCGCCACAGCGAUUCCUCCAAAGAAAGAAGAGGAAAAGCCAGUCACGUCGCCUACUUCCUCCUCCUCCUUGUCCUCGGCAUUGUCGUCGACGGUGAAUUUGUUCGCAAACGAUGGCAGUUUCUUGGAUCAGUUUAGAAAGAUAGCGAACAACAAGACUUCGUCAAAGUCUGAGGCUGCCCCUGUGGCUAUAAAAGCCGAUGAAAAGAAGGAGGAAAAGACUUACGAGAACAGCAGAAACGAUAGGGAUAGAAAAUGGAACAGUGAGAAAAGCAGAGAUUGGGAGAACAGGAGAGAACGCAGAAGAAACGACUCCAGAUGGGGAGGAAGGUCUUCGGACAGAAGACACAGCUCCUCAUCCAGCCCGUCACCCACGAGACGCAGACCGUCGCCGAGCCCCGACAACAGGCACACCUAUCACCAGCCUCCGCCAAACGUGAAUCACGCUCCUCCUCACCCUCAUUUCAAUCAGCAGCAAUACCCUCCCCCUCCACCGGGCAUGAAUCAAGCGCUCGUUUCCCAGCCCCCAUCCUCGUCCUCGACCAUUCCACCUCUAAUGUCUCAACCGAUAAUGCAAAUGACCAACUUGCCGCCUCCAAACCUUCGCGGGAUCAUGCCAGGUCCCAACGUCCAAAUGGGGGGUAUUCACAGGAUGCCACCACCACCUAAAAACAUGAACAGCAUGAACUUUGGCGGGAUCGAUAACGCCCAUGUCGGCAAUGCCCAGCACGUCAUUCCUAGCCCCUCGCACCAUGUUCUUCGAGCCCCUCCCCCGCCUCCCCCUCCUUCAAUGCAGACUUUACCCCCAAACACGAACGUUCCCCCUCCUGGGAUGAGGCAAUUACCCCAAAACGCUCCACCCCCCAGUCACACAAUGCAGAAUAUACCUGUGUCGAACCAGACACAGCAGCAGCAACGCGUCAUGCAAACUCAGCAACAGUGCAAUAUUCCGCCACCCACGAGUCUCGGUCAGCCACCUAAUAUCCCGCCGCCGAGCAUCAUGCCACCGAUGUCGCAGAUCCCUCCUAACAUAUUACCCAUCAGUAGCCACGCCAUCGUCGUCACCGUCGCCAGUGUCCCAAAUGUUCCACCUCCUAACGUUGUACCUCAGAUGAUCAUGUCGGGACCUCCUCCGCCUGUACAUAACACCGCCAUCACUUCUACGAUAAAUUCGAUACCACCGCCAAACCUGAAUAUUCCACCUCCCAAUGUCCUGCCUCCGGCUAAUAUAAUACAGAAUUCGCCGCCUCCGCACCUCAUUCCGCCGCAAACUUCAUAUCCUGUACAGCAUCCUCCCCAGGUUCCGAUUACUGUUGGACAAAUUAACAUGCAAUUGCCGCCUCCUGUCAGACAACCGCACAGUCUCCAGCCGCAUAGUCAAUUAGUGUGUCCCGUAGAGGCCGAGCAGCUGGCACGCAUCGUGGCUGAUUGCGGCGACGAAAUUGAGCAGGAAGUCCGCGAGAAGAACGCUCAAGAUCCAAAACUAUGGUUUCUGCACCAAAAGCAAAGUGCAGCGUAUCUGCAGUACAGGGGGUUGGUCGCUAAGUUCCGAGCUGAAAAAAUUGGCAAGGAGAGUAAAAACAAUGGCGGGGAACUAUACUCCCCCGAGGACGCCCUCAGCGAUAACGAGGAUCAUGACAAAUCCCAGAAACAUGGAUCUCAAUACAAUCACUACAAUGAAGACUCAAGAGAAGAGCGCAAAAGAAAAAGGCGAAGUCGUUGGGGUGACCCUGACAACAAGGUUGCUGUUUCCAGUUGCGUAAUGGGACCCGCACAGUUGGGACUCAACGUUCCUGGAAAAUUACCACAACCUGGAAUUGCAAUACCGGGACAGAUCGGUCAACCAGCUGUGAUUAUACCUCCGUCUAAAUUAUCAACCAGCAAAGUGAAUCCUAUGCUCACUAAAAUAUGCAGGAGUGAUCCUGCCCUCGCCCAGUAUGCCAGACAAACAUUUGGAACGUCAGACCUUAGCGAAGAACAAUGGAAAAAAGCUGAGGAUCACUAUAAGAUAAAUCUACUGUACCAAAACCUGCUCAAAAAGCGUGAGGAAGUUAAACGGCUCGAGGCCCAGGGUAAGCAUAAGUACGAGUACGACAGUGACGAAGAAACGGAGGGUGGUACCUGGGAACACAAAAUAAGGUCAGCAGAGAUGGUUGCGACUCAAAUGUGGGCUGAAGAGCUGACUGCCCAGGCAGAGGGGAAACAUCAUAUCGGCGACUUUUUGCCACCCGAUGAAUUAAAGAGAUUCAUGGAGCAAUACAAUGCAGUGAAACAGGGCAAGGAACCAGACCUCAGCGACUACAAGGAGUUUAAAUUAAAAGAAGACAAUAUCGGUUUCCAAAUGCUACAAAAGCUAGGCUGGAGCGAGGGCCAAGGUUUGGGUAGUGAAGGAAGCGGGCGAGUUGAUCCAGUUAACAAAGCUACCAAUAGACUGGAUAGCGCAGGCCUCGGGACUGAAAGACCGGAUGGAAUUUCUCGGGAUGAUGACGAGUUCGAUGCCUACCGUAAGCGGAUGAUGUUGGCGUAUAGAUUCAGGCCUAAUCCCUUGAAUAAUCCCAGAAGGCCAUACUACUGAGUAGUAGAAGUGAUUUACUGAGAAUAUUGUAUGACAUUAGAAUAUAUCAUAACAUUACAAAUCACAUUCUCUGUAUGUAAAAUUCCUUGUUAUUUUAUAUAUAUCUAAAAAAAUAUAUGUGGAUUAUUCUCAAUUCUAAAUAAUUGCAGUUGAGAUUAGAUGAUGAAUAAAAUGAAAUCGUUGAAACAUAAA